Molecule: messenger RNA, 3406 nt
Organism: Tuber melanosporum (Perigord truffle)
Lineage: Eukaryota; Fungi; Ascomycota; Pezizomycetes; Pezizales; Tuberaceae
Exons: 14
Coding region: 228-3110 (960 amino acids)
Source: RefSeq, a predicted model, not a curated record
GUCGUUACAUUUCCAUGAUUUUUCGUUCCAUUGUUAAACUCUGCCUGCAUGCAUUCUUCCCCUCUGCGCAUCAACUCGCCUUAUUUCACCUCCUCACUAGCAUGGUUGAAUAGGUCUCUAGGGAACUCUGAUCGCAUUGAAAACACUUUUCUCCACCUUUUCUUUCCCACCAACUCUUCUUCUACCCCCCGCUUGGUGCUAAGCCCUUACUAUCGUCGUCCAAAAGGAUGUCCUUCGGUCUUUCUGUGGGCGACUUCAUUACUGGAGCGAAGCUCGCUUGGGAUCUCUAUCACAAAUGCUUCCUGGUGGCCAAGGAUGCGCCGAAUGAGUUUCUCGAGUUAAUGCGGGAAAUUGGCUCCCUUCGCGGAGUCCUUAAAUGCAUCGAAGAUGAGAUCAACACUCGCCGGAUAGACGAGUCUCGGCAACUCGCUAUCAGGCGAACAAUGGAUGGUACAACACGGACACUCCGAAGACUCGAAGCCCUAGUACUCAAGUAUAGAAAACUGUGGUCUAGCGAUGGGUUACAUUUUUGGAGGAGGAUAGGAUGGGUUCGCGAACAGCAGGACAUAGAGGGGUUUAGAGUACGGAUCAUGGUAUAUACUUGUACAUUGAAUCUUUGCGUCAGCUCAGUUGGAGAAUCGACAAUUAACACGAUAGAAAGGGACUUCCAGCUGGCUCUUCAACAGGAGCGCCUACACAACCCGGAUGGUGCCCUUGUAUCAGGCUUCCUGCGGGAUUCGCGAAGAGCAAGCCAAAUAUCCCGUUACACGGACCAGUACAGUCUCUCCCAGCGAGACGGCUAUGACUCUCCAAACACCAGCCCAACAACUCCGGACAGCCCUCGCCCGCCCAGCGUGCGCCCCACCAGCCCACUGGGAUCAGUGAACUCGACCACCACAGACCUCAUAGAUUUUAGCACAGAUGUGGACCAGGACAGUUCCGCUGCGAGUGUACUGGAUGUACUCGCUCGCGCAAGCGAUCUACUUUCGAACUGCCCUGACCGGGGAUCCAUUCUGCCGCCACCGGUGAUGCUAGACUGGGACCCACCGAGUCUGGAGAACCUGGUAUCCGAUUCGAUGAAUCGCAGGUUCUUGACGAGGGCCAGGAAGGGAACUGAAGAUCGGCGGAUUCCGACUGAAGACCUGCUGAGGACAGGCACUUGGUGGGUUUUAAAGUCAAGAAACGCCGUCCGCCUCCUGGGCGGCUUGGUUCCUGAUGCGAGCUCUACGUCUUCCAGUGGCCCCAAUUCGGGCCUACGCCAGGCGUAUCUGGACCUUAUGAAAGCCUCCUGGAUCCUGUACAACUACCUCCUCUCAGAUCCGGAUAAUACCAUCAACAUGUCCGACGAGGAUAUCAGAUCCUUCUCCACCUUGCAAGAUGCGAUUGACCAAGACUUUGAAAACUUCCGCCAAGCAGAUCUUUCUGCCGACGGCAUCGAAGAUAAUAUGAUGUUGAAUGAUAAAAUUUGGGAGCUCAAACAGCCAAGAGAAGUCGCCCCCGAUGGGCGGGAGAAUAAUCCACUACUUGAUCCAGGAAGAUGGUUAACAAUUGAGGACAAUCAUGCUGGCGGUGCUGAGCUCGGUAACAAACGCGUCAGGGUGAAAACCAGAGACGCGCGUUACAUGUUGGUUCUUUGGACGCAGGAAGGGCAGAGCGAACUAAAGAUUACGCUGUGUAAUCAGAGUGGGACAUUGAAGAUCUCAAGAGAUAUCACACCGGAGGACAUUAGACCUUUCCUGAUGGCGGAUGAGGCAUCGAAUGUGCCGCCUGCAGUGGACAUUGAGUUCCCAGAGAUGGAGACCACGAUCCACUUCUUGCACAUUUGUGACUUCCGCAAAUUCAUCGAGAUACCAGCACGCUACUUUGACGCAGUUCAAGAGCGUAAUCCUAUCUCCGGCAACGAAACUGAAAUAUACCGACGUGCCCUUCAACGCCUCGAACUGCUCCACCCAAACACGAAAAAGCCCAUAAGCCCCGACCAAGUUUUCCAUUCGGUUGAUCUGCGUGUCUACGAGACCACCGGAGAAGAGGGUUGGAUGACUACUCGUCGCCUAGUCAUUAGCAGCUCCGCCCGCGCAGCGCAGUUCUGGUGUACAAGCUAUUUCUUGCCGUUGAGCGGGGUGCAGGUGAGGAGCGAUGGAGCACAGAAAUUAACAGUUAGGUGGUCCGACUGUGGACAGAGGGUUUCGGCUGCAGACGGGUCGUUUAAUGAACUCAUUUCUUAUGUCUAUAAUGAGGAGAAGCCAAAUAGAUGUUUGGGUUUGGGGUUUGGGUCCAUCGAUGAUGCCAAUAGCUUUGAGGAGGUGGUUUCAAAAUUGACUUUAAGAGAGAAAUAUCGAUGGGACUCCACACAGGAGAGCCGCUAUAUCUAUUCCAUCCGAAACCCAACUGACAACGCAGAAAGAUUCAAGGGAUUACUUAUCAGACACCGUGGCUUUGAGUGGAGGUACUCUGAAGUAUUUUACCUGCCCCGAGACCUAGAUUUUGAACUCAAGGACAAGGGCCACAGGCUUCGACUUUUAAAAGCGUACUACACAAAUUACGUUUCGGACCAUGUGGGGAAAUAUCUCGAUUUGGAGCCGGGGAAGCAGCCGAAGUUUUCGCGUUGCGAAAAGAAGAUUGAUUCCGUCAACCUAUGUUUCGGAACUAUCGAGGAUGCGCAAGGUCUCCUCCGUCAUAUAGCCGAUAGAUGGGAACUAAAGUUCGCCCGCCAAAUCGCCCGUGUAUCCUACAAACCGACGAACCAAAGGUCCUUCUUCCGGGUAGCCACCUCCUCCGGCUUCGGCCCGGCGGAUCUCUCACUGUGGAAGAGAGGAGACACGCAACGCUUGGUCAUCCGCAGAUCCUCGCCCUCCUCUUCCGCAGAACUAUACCUAACGGCCGUUCUACGUAUGGAUUUCGACCACGAUUUUGAAAAGAUGGUGAUAGAAAAGAACGUGGAGAUCGCGAAGGGGGAGUUGGUGGAUAUCGCCACUAUGGAGGCGGUGAGUGGAGGUACUGGGAGUCGAGGGGGCGUGUCGGUGAAAGCGGGCCAGACUUUGACGAUUGAGUUUGCGACGGUUCGAGAUAUGGAGGCGCUCGCGGAGGUGCUACAGCCAAGUCUGCUCUAGAAAUAAUAAUUAUAUUGAAAUUUAAUCCUCUUCUUCCAUCCUUCCUUCUCCCCUUCCUUCUACUUUACCACUGGCAACCAAGAUACAACCUCUGUCAUUCUUUAAGUGCGUCAAUAUCUUGGUGGGAGCGGGUUUUCUCUAUGGUCUUGUUUUGUUCUAUUUCCGUCUUUUUUUCCCCUGCUUGGUGGGGAGGGCCAAGAGUCUAUAGGUUCAGGUAUUCUAUAGUGGAGUUUUAGCGUUCUGGUGCGAUACUGUACGUCGCUUUACAAGGAGAUAAUUUAAUUUUGUUUCCUCCA